Messenger RNA from Mastomys coucha (southern multimammate mouse), 3454 nucleotides. It is a transcript of the gene Scnn1a, whose product is annotated as sodium channel epithelial 1 alpha subunit. The record is from RefSeq and is a predicted model, not a curated record. Gene Ontology annotation, biological process: sodium ion transmembrane transport. Bases 620 to 2725 code for a protein of 701 amino acids. Gene Ontology annotation, molecular function: ligand-gated sodium channel activity. Lineage: Eukaryota; Metazoa; Chordata; Mammalia; Rodentia; Muridae. Gene Ontology annotation, cellular component: membrane. The transcript is spliced from 12 exons.
GCCCGUGGCCGACGGGCGGUCUCAGGAGCUGGGCACUGCACCUGUCAGGUGAGAGGGUGGAGAGGCUCCGCUGCCAGAUUUAACUGGAAAGGAACCAGUCACAGCCCAGCCACACCUGGGAGCCGGGAGCAGGAGGCAGCUCCGGCCUCCUGCAGCCCGCGGUCCCCGAGGCAGAGAAGGAGGUAGCAGGGAGCUGGAGGGCCAGGGCUAGAGCCCAGAGAAGAGGACCCAGGAGGAGACAGGGAAGGCAGGGGAGGAAGUGAGAGAGCCUGGCACAGAGAGGGAGACCCAAAGAGAAGCGGGAGUCAGCUGGGCCAAGAGGGCGUGAAAGCUGGAGCGAGUCGAACAGUCCGGGAGGAAAAAAAAAAAAAGGGCAAGAGGGAGAGGCGCUAAGCCAGGCAGGGUGCCUGCUGUGGAGACCCAGGAAGGCGCUAGCGGGCAAACGAAGGAUCCCUGUGAAGCUCUGUGGCCACCCCAGUGAAGCUCAGUGCUGCCUGGUUGGCCCCAACUCCAGAAGAUCAGCUGGCUCCUGGAGAGGUGGAGGAGGGUGGGAGGACUGAGGAAGAGUGAACUCAGCGUGGGAUGCAGGCACGGUCAGGGGCAGCCCCAUUCUGCCUUCAUGCUAAUGAUGCUGGACCACACCAGAGCCCCUGAGCUCAACCUUGACCUAGACCUUCACGUCCCCAACUCACCUAAGGGAUCCAUGAAGGGCAACAAUUUCAAGGAGCAAGACCCUUGUCCUCCUUUGCCCAUGCAAGGACUGGGGAAGGGGGACAAGCGUGAAGAGCAAGGGCUGGACCCGGAACCCCCAGCGCCCCGGCAGCCCACCGAAGAGGAGGAGGCACUGAUCGAGUUCCACCGCUCCUACCGGGAGCUCUUCCAGUUCUUCUGCAACAAUACCACCAUCCACGGUGCCAUCCGCCUGGUGUGCUCCAAGGACAACCGCAUGAAGACGGCCUUCUGGGCAGUGCUCUGGCUUUGUACCUUCGGCAUGAUGUACUGGCAGUUCGCCCUGCUGUUCGAGGAGUACUUUAGCUACCCCGUGAGCCUCAACAUCAACCUCAAUUCAGACAAGCUGGUCUUCCCUGCCGUCACUGUGUGCACCCUUAACCCUUACAGAUACACUAAAAUUAAAGAGGAGCUGGAAGAGCUGGACCGCAUCACGGAACAGACGCUUUUUGACCUGUACAAAUACAACUCUUCCUACACUCGCCAGGCUGGGGACCGCCACCGCAGCACCCGUGACCUCCGGGAUGCUCUCCCACACCCCCUGCAGCGCCUGCACACACCACCUCCGCCCUACCCCGCCCGCUUGGCGCGCAGCGCAUCUUCCAGUGUCCGCGACAACAAUCCCCAAGUGGACAGGAAGGACUGGAAGAUCGGCUUCCAACUGUGCAACCAGAACAAAUCAGACUGUUUCUACCAGACGUACUCAUCUGGGGUGGAUGCCGUGAGGGAGUGGUACCGCUUCCAUUACAUCAACAUUCUGUCCAGGCUGCCCGACACCUCGCCCGCUCUGGAGGAAGAAGCCCUGGGCAACUUCAUCUUUACCUGUCGCUUCAACCAGGCCCCCUGCAAUCAGGCGAAUUAUUCUCAGUUCCACCACCCCAUGUAUGGGAACUGCUACACUUUCAACAACAAGAACAACUCCAAUCUCUGGAUGUCUUCCAUGCCUGGAGUCAACAAUGGUUUGUCCCUGACACUGCGCACAGAACAGAAUGACUUCAUCCCCCUGCUGUCCACAGUGACGGGGGCCAGGGUGAUGGUGCAUGGUCAGGAUGAGCCUGCCUUUAUGGAUGAUGGUGGCUUCAACUUGAGGCCUGGUGUGGAGACCUCCAUCAGCAUGAGAAAGGAAGCCCUGGACAGCCUCGGAGGCAAUUAUGGAGACUGCACUGAGAACGGCAGCGAUGUCCCUGUCAAGAACCUCUACCCUUCCAAGUACACGCAGCAGGUGUGCAUUCACUCCUGCUUCCAGGAGAACAUGAUCAAGAAGUGUGGUUGUGCCUACAUCUUCUACCCUAAGCCCAAGGGCGUAGAAUUCUGUGACUACAGAAAGCAGAGUUCCUGGGGCUACUGCUACUAUAAACUGCAGGGUGCCUUCUCCUUGGACAGCCUGGGCUGUUUCUCCAAGUGCCGGAAGCCUUGCAGUGUGACCAACUAUAAGCUCUCUGCUGGCUACUCACGAUGGCCAUCUGUGAAGUCCCAGGAUUGGAUCUUCGAGAUGCUGUCCUUGCAGAACAAUUACACCAUCAACAACAAAAGAAAUGGAGUUGCUAAACUCAACAUCUUCUUCAAGGAGCUGAACUAUAAAACUAAUUCAGAAUCUCCCUCUGUCACGAUGGUCAGCCUCCUGUCCAAUCUGGGCAGCCAGUGGAGCCUGUGGUUCGGCUCAUCCGUGCUGUCUGUGGUGGAAAUGGCGGAGCUCAUCUUUGACCUCCUGGUCAUCACACUCAUCAUGCUACUGCACAGGUUCCGGAGCCGGUACUGGUCCCCAGGUCGAGGGGCCAGGGGUGCCAGGGAGGUGGCCUCCACCCCAGCUUCCUCCUUCCCUUCCCGUUUCUGUCCCCACCCUACAUCCCCACCACCUUCUUUGCCCCAGCAGGGCAUGACCUCUCCCCUGGCCCUGACAGCCCCUCCGCCUGCCUAUGCUACCCUAGGCCCCUCUGCCCCUCCACUGGACUCUGCAGUGCCUGACUCUUCUGCCUGUGCUCUGGCAGCGCUCUGAGAGUGCUCCUCUCACCCAGGCCAGUGCUCCCUUCACUUCAGCACACCCUACACAGCUGCCCAGCUGUCUUUGGUGUGCCUGAAGGAACAGGCUAAAUAAGCAAAGGGCCCAGGAAGUUGUCCAGAGGACAGGGGCUAAUGAGCUGCUCGGAGCUGCCCUGCCCCUGCGUCUGAACACUGCUUUCCACACAAGCACGGACAAGUCCCCUUUACCCUUGGAUCAGCCAAGCCAAACUUGGAGCUUUGACAAGGAACUUUCCUGGGAAACGACCAACGAACAAAUAUAAACAAGGCUCAGAGAAGCGGCCACAGCGUUCCUACCCCAUGACCAGAGACUGGCCUGGCCUCACUGCCUUCAAGGACACAGAUGUCUGCUCCCCUCCUUGAACUUGGGUGGGGAACCCCACCCAAAAGCCCCCUUGAUAGUUCUUUGGCAAUUCCCCUUCCUUCACUCCUCAGGGUGGGGGCUAAAGUAAGAUGAGGGUAGGCCUGGCACCAUUGCUUUUGUGAACUCAGUCACCCUAUCCUGUCUCCCCCAGAAUUGCCCCCCUCUCCCCUCAUCCCCACAGUGUACUGUCUUAUCUAUUUACAUUCGCUUGUGUCUGCCUCCCAGGGUAGACUGAACUGUGGCCAGGGAUGAGUUUUGCUCAUUUUUGUAUCCUUCCAGUCUAGCCCAGUAUCCCACUUGGAACAGGCAGGUACUCACUCAAUAAAUGCUUGUUCCGCUAAA